AUGCCUCAGAAUACAAGACACACGUCCAUCGUGGAGAUGCUUUCUACCCCACCUCAAUUACCGAGUUCCACGGAUUCGCACAGUUUGCGCGAUCAGGAGGACAAGAAUAGUGGCGGGAACCAAAGCGACACAGAAUCAUUACACAAAUCUAUUUCGCACUCGUCUUCCUCGUCUUCUCUUUCCACGCUGGAUAACACGGAGUACGCAAACAACAAUAGCCAGUCCCUGUCCACCUUGAACUCGCAGAAUCUGCUGUCCGUCCAUAAGCAAGAAUGGCAACAUACUCCGCUUUCGAGCCUGGUGGAGCAGAACAAGUUGAUUCUCAUCAGAGGUUCUAUCUCCGUAGAGGAAGCGUUCAAUACGCUGAUCAAGCACCAACUGACGUCUUUGCCAGUGGAAAAUUUCCCAGGGGACAUGAAUGGUCUGACAUUCGAUUAUAACGAUCUCAAUGCAUAUUUGCUUCUCGUACUGAAUAGAAUUAAAGUGAGCGAUGACAAGAUCACCUCAGAUUGUCAGAACGGGAAGUCCGUGCCUGUGGGCGAGAUAGUGAAGCUAACCCCUAAGAAUCCAUUCUACAAAUUACCUGAGACGGAAAACCUAUCGACGGUGAUAGGCAUUCUCGGUGCAGGUGUGCAUCGUGUUGCUAUCACAAACGUGGAAAUGACGCAGAUCAAAGGUAUUCUUUCUCAACGUCGUUUGAUCAAGUAUCUAUGGGAUAAUGCGAGGUCGUUUCCUAACUUGAAGCCUCUGUUGGACUCUUCGCUGGAAGAGCUGAACAUUGGUGUUCUAGACGCAGCUCGUGAUAAACCCACCUUCAAGCAAUCCCGUGUCAUAUCCAUCCAAGGUGACGAGCACCUAAUAAUGGCUCUACACAAAAUGUACGUCGAGAGAAUCUCUUCCAUCGCCGUGGUGGACCCUCAGGGAAAUCUGAUUGGUAACAUUUCUGUAACAGAUGUUAAGCACGUCACUAGAACCUCCCAAUACCCUCUAUUACACAACACCUGCCGCCACUUUGUCUCAGUUAUUCUGAAUUUGAGAGGUCUAGAGACCGGUAAGGACUCCUUCCCCAUUUUCCAUGUGUAUCCAACAAGUUCAUUGGGAAGGACUUUUGCGAAAUUGGUGGCUACCAAAUCCCACAGAUUAUGGAUCGUACAACCAAGUGAUAAUCAACAAUCUGCAUCUUCCGAAAAAUCCGCAUCUCCAUCGCCAAGCAACCUCCCUGUAACGACAUUGCCAUCGCUCGCCUCUUCAUACCAUUCGAAUACACACUCUUCUAGGAUGGCUAAUUCCCCAGUUCUGAAAUACUCAGACGCAACAAACAACAAAAUAAAUGUAAAUAUAAAUUUGGGCGGUUCUCCGCCACCUCAAUCGCAAUCUUCAUCGGCAUCCAUGCCACCACCUCAAUCCUCGAACAGUUCCUCCGCAUCUCCAACUCCAGCCCAUUUCGAAAAGGAAUAUAGAACGGGAAAGCUGAUAGGUGUUGUGUCUUUGACUGACAUAUUAAGUGUCUUGGCAAGAAAACAAACUCACCAUAAGGAAAUUGAUCCGCAAAUGGCAAGAAAGCAAAGAGGGCAUGUUGGUUGA
Molecule: messenger RNA, 1584 nt
Organism: Saccharomyces kudriavzevii IFO 1802
Lineage: Eukaryota; Fungi; Ascomycota; Saccharomycetes; Saccharomycetales; Saccharomycetaceae
Gene: SDS23
Product: Sds23p
Exons: 1
Coding region: 1-1584 (527 amino acids)
Biological process (GO): regulation of mitotic metaphase/anaphase transition; cellular response to glucose starvation
Molecular function (GO): protein serine/threonine phosphatase inhibitor activity
Source: RefSeq, a predicted model, not a curated record